CAGUUUAAUUAUUUAGAUUUGGAUGUGUUCUUCUGAUUUCCGAGACCCACUGUAUUGUUUCCCUCUGUUUCUCUUCUCCCUUUAUUCCCUGCCUGCCAUUUUUAUUUUUAUUUCUUAACCAUUUAUUUAUUUAAUUAGUGCUUCCCCCUCCUCCAUUCUCAUUCUCCCUGCAUCACAUACACACAUCAUUCUCUCUCUCCUUUUGACCUAAAUCAUCUUCUGCUGAUUCCGCGCAUUUUUCUGUGACGAAUUGCUCCCAAAUUAGGUUUCGGUUAACAGUGCUCGUGAUUUUGGUACUAUUGCAAUUAGGAGUGAUUGCGAAGGUGCACUGCAUGUUCGAUUGUUGAGGAGAGGGGGUCCUCUGUUCCGAGGAUUCCCGUCGCUGGUUGUUCAGAUUCGAAGUUGGCUCUAAAUUUUCGUUGGGGAAAUGUUUGCUUCGGUUGCGGAUGGGGCAUUUGAGGGGAGUGGAGUUUCAGGACCCUUUUUGAUUCCACAGCGCUUUGUUUGGCCUUAUGGGGGAACAACGGUGUUCCUAACCGGUUCUUUCACCAGAUGGUCGAACCAUAUAGCUAUGUCUCCGAUGGAGGGAUGCCCUGCUGUGUUUCAAGUUGUUUGCAACUUAAUGCCGGGGUUUCAUCAGUACAAAUUUAAUGUAGAUGGUGAGUGGCGGCACGAUGAGCAGCAGCCAUUUGUAAAUGGGAGCUGUGGAGUAGUGAACACUAUUUAUAUAGUGAGAGAACCAGAUAUCUUACCUUCCAUCUUAAAUACUGAAACACCUGGUCGAUCACACAUGGAGGUUGACAACAUGGAAGCUAAUCCCAGGAUGACUGUGUCUGAUCUGGAGGUUUCUCGCCACCGUAUAUCGGUAUUCCUGUCCACGCAUACUUCAUAUGAUUUGCUUCCCGAGUCAGGAAAGGUCAUUGCCUUGGAUAUAAAUUUACCAGUUAAGCAAGCAUUCCAUGUUCUUUACGAACAGGGUAUAUCUAUGGCUCCUCUAUGGGAUUUUUGCAGGAGCCAGUUCGUUGGAGUUCUUAGUGCAAUGGACUUCAUUCUAAUAUUGAAAGAGCUGGGGAACCAUAGUUCAAAUUUGACUCAAGAACAACUCGAGACUCAUACUAUAGCUGCCUGGAAAGAAGGAAAAUUUCAACAAUUCAGAACACUUGAUAGUAAUGGGGGAUCAUAUCCUUGGCGAUUUGUUCAUGCCGGACCCCAUGAAUGUCUUAAAGAUGUGGCUUUGAAGGUUUUGCAAAACAAGGUGUCAUCUGUUCCUAUCAUCCACUCUUCUUCAGAGGAUGGUUCACAUCCUCAACUGCUACAUCUUGCUUCGCUAUCUGGAAUACUAAAAGUUAUAUGCAGGCAGUUUAAGCACUCCUUGAGUUCUUUUCCCAUUCUUCAACUUCCAGUGGCUUCAAUACCUUUGGGUACAUGGAUGCCUAGAGUUGGGGAACCAAAUGGACGGCCACUAGCGAUGUUGAUGCCAAGUGCUUCUCUCGGUGCUGCUCUUUCAAUGUUUGUUCAAGCCAAAGUUAGCUCAAUACCGAUUGUGGAUAAUAAUGAUUCGUUACUUGACAUUUAUUCAAGAAGUGAUAUUACUGCAUUGGCUAAAGAUAAAGCUUAUGCUAGGAUAUCUCUCGAUGAAAUUAGUAUUCACCAGGCAUUGCUUUUGGGACAAGAUGCAACUUCUCCUUAUGGGCUUUACAAUGGUCACAGAUGUCACAUGUGUUUGAGAUCUGAUUCGCUUUACAAAGUGAUGGAGCGGUUGGCUAAUCCUGGGGUUAGGAGACUUGUGGCUGUGGAGGCUGGCAGCAAGCGUGUGGAAGGGAUUAUUUCUUUAAGCGAUGUGUUCAGAUUCUUGUUAGGCUAGUUGGGAUAUAUUGGCCGGCUUAUAUGAAGGAAAUAGCUGUGGUUGGCAUUGGAAGGAACUCGUUUGUUCUAUUUGCACUGCUUUUCUGAGCUAUCCCCAGUCUUCCUUGGUGCUGUUGCCCUCGUAUACUGUUUUAGGAUAGAAACUGGAGAGAAAAAUCUGUAAAUUGAGGAUCGUUUUUCUCCGUUAAACAUCUUAACGAAAUUGUUUUCUCCUUGUGUGCCGGCACAUCUGCAAUACAUGUGUCCAGUGCUAAUAGAAAUCAAGGAGAAGCUGUGGGAAGAAAAAAAAAAAAGACUAGGAAAAGAUAAAAAUAUAAAGCCGUAUGCAGCACCAUGCGCUAAUAGAAAUCAAAGGAGAAACUGUGGGAAGAAAAAAAAAAAAUAAAGACUAAGAAAAGCCGUAUGCAGCAGAAUGCUGUUGGAUGGAGUUGGUUGUAUCGUUGUAUUUUAAGAGUCUUAUUUUUUCCGGAUCAUCAUGACUUCAGAUUUCAGCUGACAAGUUCAUCAGAGCGUUUCCAAUUGAGAAGGCUUCUUGACUUUCUUUUAGUGGGUUUUACAUGGUUACAUAGAAUUUAAAAACUUCAAGCAUAUGUUCCAAUGGUGUAAUUCCUUUUCACAAAAAAGAAAUGGUGUAAUUUUUAAGAGGUUGAAAAGUA
Molecule: messenger RNA, 2522 nt
Organism: Glycine soja
Lineage: Eukaryota; Viridiplantae; Streptophyta; Magnoliopsida; Fabales; Fabaceae
Product: sucrose nonfermenting 4-like protein
Exons: 14
Coding region: 428-1864 (478 amino acids)
Source: RefSeq, a predicted model, not a curated record